This is a messenger RNA of Cololabis saira (Pacific saury), 8934 nucleotides long. RefSeq names its product dedicator of cytokinesis protein 3-like. Gene Ontology annotation, molecular function: guanyl-nucleotide exchange factor activity; small GTPase binding. Gene Ontology annotation, cellular component: plasma membrane; cytoplasm. The record is from RefSeq and is a predicted model, not a curated record. The transcript has 55 exons. NCBI's taxonomy places the organism in Eukaryota, Metazoa, Chordata, Actinopteri, Beloniformes, Belonidae. The coding region runs from base 502 to 6810 and encodes 2102 amino acids. Gene Ontology annotation, biological process: small GTPase-mediated signal transduction.
UAAUUAUCAAGCGAUCGAGCCAGUUCACGCCGUCUUGGCAGCCUUUGAGGGUCAGAUGGACUUCAGUGCGUUUCGCGAAGAAAACAGAAAAAAAAGCCCAGGAAAAUACUGAGAAAUGCAAAAAUAAUGAAUUAAAUGCGCUCAGGGGAACAGAAAACCUUGAAAUCUGGCUGCAAUAAGACCAUUAGUGGAAAACAGAAAACCGCUCACCGUGUGCGCGCUCCCGCGCGUGUGUGUGUGCGUUACAUUAGGUGGACACGGAGACUGCAUCAGACUGGAGACACGCUGGGACAUAAUACCACAGAAAUAUUGAAGCUUUGAUGAUCGCCUCGCCUCCGUGAACAUACAAACGCCAGGAUACAGAUUGCAGUCGAGACAUGCAGUCCCAUGUAUAUCAGAACAGCCGAGAUCAUUUGUAGCCUCCAGCUUUCAUUUUUAGCAGCAUCAUCUCACCAUAUCGACAUAAUGUGGCUCGCUGUACCGGAGGGGAAAUAACCAAAUAUGUGGAUACCUACAGAAGAGGAGAAAAUCGGAGUUGUGAUCUGCAACUUCCGAUCCUCAAUAUGUCAGGCGCUUGUCCUGGAGAUUGGAGAAACUGUACAGAUUCUGGAGAAAAGUGAAGGUUGGUACAGAGGCUUUUCCACCAAGAAACCUUCUAUCAAGGGUAUUUUCCCUGUCAGCUAUGUCCAUUUGAAGAAAUCUACAGUGACAAACAGAGGGCUGUGCGAGACAGUGGUGCCUCUGGAGGACCCUAUCAUCACAGAGACCACCUCCACACUGCAGGAAUGGGGCGUCCUGUGGAAGCAGCUCUAUGUGAAACAUAAGGUGGAUCUGUUCCAUAAGUUGCGUCAUGUGAUGAACGAGCUCAUCGACCUGCGUAGACAGCUGAUCCAGGGCCACCUCGCUCAGGACCAGACUCGUGAGAUCAAACGGCACAUCACCGUCCGACUCGACUGGGGCAAUGAACACCUUGGCCUGGACCUUGUCCCCAGAAAAGAAUUUGAAAUGGUGGAUCCGGAUCAGAUCAGUUUGUCAGAGCUGUACAAACUGCAUGUAUCCAGCAGGCACUGUGGUCAGCAAAGCACAAACCAGGGUGAUAGCGCGAGACAGCGCCACGGUGAUGGCUGCCGUGUCCCCGUUUCACAUCACCUAUUCAUCAAUCUGAAGAGCUUUACUUACAACAGCAUCAGCGAAGAUGCAGACGUCUUCUUUUCUCUAUAUGACACCCGAGAAGCUAAACAGAUCAGUGAGAAGUUCCUGGUGAAACUGAACAAAAAUGGAGGACCAAAGAAUCAAGAGAAGGCUGAUCGUCUGUGUGCUCUCUUUACGGACCUAAGCAGUAAAGACUUGAAGAGAGACCUGUACAUUGUUGUACACGUAAUAAGAACAGGUCGCAUGCUUCUAAAUGACUCAAAGAAAGGCCUGCCUCACGUUCAAUAUAGACGGCCUUAUGGCUGUGCUGUACUUGCCAUGAGUGAUGUUUUCCACACCAUCACAGACCUCAAAGAGGAGAAGGACUUUGUGCUCAAAGUUUACACAUGCAACAAUGAGAAUGAGUGGUACCAGAUUCACGAGAACAUCAUCCGCAAGUCCAACACCAAGUACUCAGCCCCCAGCACCAACUAUGGCCUCAUCAUCUCCUUGCAGCUGCUGCGAGGAGAGCUGGAGCAGAUCAGACGGGAGAACCAGGCUGUAUUCAACAGGGCCUUGGCACUCACACGCAAGCUGGGUUUCCCAGAUGUCAUCCUGCCAGGGAUGAGCUUGUACUGUAGGUCAGGUGCAGAGGUCUUCAAAAAUGACUCAAAGACAGAGAAGGGGAGAGGUGACACACGCAAUGACCUGUACCUGACCCUGGAGCGGGGGGAGUUUGAGAGGGGUGGCAAGAGCGUCCAGAAGAACAUUGAAGUCACGCUCUAUGUGCUCUACGCUGACGGGGACACUCUCAAAGACUGCAUCAGUUUGGGAACUGGGGAGCCAAACACCUCUGACUAUCGCUCAUUCGUCCUGUAUCACAACAACAGCCCCCGCUGGAGUGAGAUGGUCAAGCUGCCCAUUCCCAUAGACCGCUUCAGAGGGUCCCAUCUACGCUUCGAGUUCAGACACUGCUCCACUAAAGACAAAGGGGAGAAGAAACUGUUUGGUUUUGCCUUCACUCCUCUGAUGAGAGAAGAUGGGACUACACUCUCUGAUGAGAUCCAUGAGUUGUAUGUGUAUAAGUGUGACGAAAACGCCACCUUCAGUAACCAGGGUCUGUACCUUAGCCUGCCCUGCUGCAAAGAGGACUUCAACAGCUGCCCCAACCUGCCAGCCAAUCUGCCCUUCCAGAGAAGCCCCAAGGAAACGUUCUGGGUCUCCACGAUACUCUGCUCCACCAAACUCACACAAAAUGUGGAUCUCUUGGCCCUCCUGAACUGGAAGGCCCACCCGGACAGGGUGUUGGACAUCCUCGGCCGACUUCGGCAGAUCAAUGGAGAGGAAAUUGUGAAGUUCUUACGAGAUGUCCUAGAUACGCUCUUCUGUCUUUUAGAUGACAACACUGAUAAGUAUGGGCCGCUGGUUUUCCAGUCUUUGGUGUUCAUCAUUAACUUGCUCAGGGAUAGCCGUUACUACCACUUCAGACCUGUCAUGGACUCCUACAUCCAAAAUCACUUUGCUGGCGCACUGGCAUACAAAGAGUUGAUCCGAUGUUUGAAAUGGUACAUGGACCGCUCGGCCGAAGUCGUCCGACAGGAUCACAUACAGGAAGCCAUGAGGGCACUGGAGUAUCUGUUCAAGUUCAUCGUCCAGUCUCGCAUCUUGUACUCGAGAGCCACCUGUGGGAGGGAGGAGGAGCUGUUCCGAGCGAGCAUCCAGGAGCUCUUCCAGUCCAUCCGCUUCGUCCUGAGCCUGGACAGCCGCAGCUCUGAGAACCUGGUGUUCACACAGGCAGCAUUGUUGAACAGCUUUCCUGAUAUCUUUGAUGAGCUGCUGCAGAUGUUCACUGUUCAGGAAGUUGCCGAAUAUGUCAGGGGCACCCUAGGAAGUAUGCCCAGCACAGUGGACAUUGGCCAGUCCAUGGAUGUGGUCAAACUACAGUCGAUCGCUCGUACAGUCGAAAGCCGCCUCUUCUACUUUCCUGAGUCCCGUAGUAUAUUGCUGCCUGUAGUUUUGCAUCACAUCCAUCUGCAUCUGCGCCAGCAGAGGGAGCUACUCAUUUGUUCUGGGAUCCUGACUAGCAUCUUUUCCAUAAUCAAGACCAGCUCUAUGGAGUCAUCGGUUCAGGAGGAGGUGGAGAUGAUGGUGGAGAGCUUACUGGAUGUGCUCCUGCAGACUCUGCUGUCCAUCAUGAGUAAAUCUCAUUCUGUGGAAACAUCCAGAGGACAACGCUGUCCCCAGUGCACUGCUGAGAUAACAGGGGAGUAUGUUUCCUGUCUUCUUUCUCUGCUCCGACAGAUGACAGAGAUCCAUUUUCACCAUUUACUCAACGGCUUCCACAGCAAGGAGGAGCUCAAGGAGUUCCUCUUAAAAAUCUUCUGUGUGUUUCGCAAUCUGAUGAAACUGACCAUCUUUCCUCGAGACUGGAGCGUCAUGCGGCUUCUGACCAGCCACAUCAUUGUAGUGACAACACAGUUUCUAAGUCCGGCGCUGCACAAGAACUUCUCUGAGGCGGAUUUUGAUUUUAAGGUGUGGAACUCCUUUUUCAGCCUCACUGUCCUGUACAUCAACCAGCCCAGUCUCCAGCUGGAAGCACUGGGCCCUGCCAAGAGAAAGAAGGUCCUCGACAAGUAUGGUGAUAUGAGAGUAAUGAUGGCAUAUGAGCUCUUCAGCAUGUGGCAAAAAUUAGGUGAUAACAAGCCUCACUUCAUCCCUGGAAUGAUGGGUCCCUUCCUCGGUGUCACCCUGGUACCGCAGACCGAAGUUCGUAAUAUCAUGAUCCCAAUUUUUCAUGACAUGAUGGACUGGGAGCAGAGGAAAAAUGGCAACUUCAAACAGGUGGAGGCAGAGCUGAUGGAUAAACUGGACAGCAUGGUGUCAGACGGUAAAGGUGAUGACAACCACCGAGAGCUGUUCAGCCUGUUAACCCAACUGUUUGGUCCUUAUCCAAGCUUGCUAGAGAAGAUUGAGCAAGAGACCUGGAGAGAAACUGGAAUCUCAUUUGUCACAUCAGUCACCAGGCUUGUUGAGCGUCUGCUGGAUUACAGGGACUGUAUGAAAGGAGAUGAGAUGGAGAACAAGAAAAUAGGUGGUUCUGUCAACCUCAUGAACUUCUACAAGUCUGAGGUGAACAAGGAGGACAUGUACAUCCGUUACAUCCACAAACUGUGUGACCUGCAUCUUCAAGCAGAGGACUUUACGGAGGCAGCCUUCACCCUGCUGCUGUACUGGGAGCUGCUGCAGUGGGAGGACCGGCCCCUCAGGGAUUUCCUCCACUAUCCCUGUCAGAGUGAGUGGCAACGCAAGGAAAAUCUGAGCCGCAAAAUCCUCCAUUACUUCAACAAGGGCAAGUGCUGGGAGUAUGGGAUCUCUCUCUGCCGUGAGCUGGCUUUCCAGUAUGAGACUUUAUACGAUUAUCAGAGCCUCAGCUGGAUACGGAAAAUGGAGGCAGCAUACUAUGACAACAUCAUCGAGCAGCAGAGGAUCGAACCAGAAUUCUUUAGGAUGGGUUUCUAUGGCCGGAAGUUUCCUUUCUUCCUCAGGAACAAGGAGUUUGUCUGCCGUGGUUAUGACUAUGAACGGCUUGAAGACUUUCAGCAAAGAAUGCUGGGGGAGUUUCCACAAGCCAUUGCCAUGCAGCACACCAACCAGCCCGAUGACACCAUUCUGCAGAGCGACGCACAGUACUUGCAGAUCUACGCUGUGACUCCAGUGUCAGAUAUCUCUGAUGUGCCUCAGCUGGAGCGUGUGCCUGAGAGGAUCAAGAGUUUCUACCGCAUAAACAAUGUCAGCCGCUUCCACUAUGACAGGCCUUUCCACAAGGGGCCCAAGGACAGAGAGAAUGAGUUCAGGAGUCUGUGGAUUGAGAGGACAACCCUGAUCCUGGCUCGUCCUCUCCCAGGGAUCUCCCGCUGGGCAGAAGUGGAAAGGAGAGAAGUGGUGGAGGUGAGUCCUCUUGAGAAUGCCAUUUAUGUGGUGGAGAAUAAGACCCAGGAGCUGCGGACCUUGAUCAGCCAGUACCAACACAGACAGCAUCAUAGCAACAUCAACCCACUGAGCAUGUGCCUGAACGGUGUCAUAGAUGCUGCGGUGAAUGGAGGCAUCGCCAGAUACCAGGAGGCCUUCUUUGAUAAGGAAUACAUCAGCAGUCACCCGGAGGAUAUGGAGAGGAUCACACAUCUGAAGGAUCUCAUGCAGGAGCAGGUGCACAUUCUUGGAGUGGGGCUGGCUGUACACGAGAAGUUGGUGCAUCCAGAGAUGCGUCCUCUGCACAAAAAGCUUGUAGAUCAGUUCCACAUGAUGAGGACGGGUUUACACCACGGUGUGCCCGGUGUGGACCGGUUUGGCCCAGCAGGCUGCACAGGGGUCAACUCCCCCAGGGGCAUUCUGUCCUCCCACAACCACAUGAGCCCUGAGAGUGUGCGCCUCAUGCACAGACACAGCCCUCUGAACCUACAAGGUUCCAUCCGUCACUCAUCCUCCUCCCUGUCCUCUCACACUUCGAGCGAGGCAGGAAACCUUGUCAUAAUGACUGAUGGUUUGAUGGGGGAGCACCCUGAAGAGGCAAUGCACAUGCAGCCGAGCCCUUCCUCCUCCAGCCUGAGUUCAAUCCGCUCCAACUCCUCCCAGAUUAUUAACUCUGCUCCAUCAAGUGCCAGAGGCUCUCCUUCUUUGCCCGAUAAGGCCAAACACAACCGAGAAGUAAUGAUGCUUCUGCCGUCUCAUCGUGAGCGGGUCAACAACUCUAUGUACUACAGCAUGGCAGAGAAUGGACAGAACAACCACAUGCAGCGUGCCUUACUUCAGCAAGUCAGCCCCUGUAAGCCUUGUGUUGAACAGCACAUGAAUCUUCCAGAGAAAGUCUUUCCCAACGCUCCCAGCAGCUGGAGUCUGGAUGGGGAAAACAGGGAACAGGUGUCCUACAUACCAGCUUCCACUGGUGGUGUAAUCAUGCCCCCUGUCCCACCCAGGUCCUUCCCACCAGGACAUUUCAUGAUGCAUUGUGAUGCAUUUCAUCAUCAAAACAGUGACCCCCCUCCUGCACUGCCCGUUCGAUCACUCCGAAAGUCUCCUCUCCACCCAAUCCCUGGCUCUCCCACCAGUCCUCAGUCAGCUUUGGGAGGCAGUAACUCCACUCUGUCAGGCAGCGCCAGCAGCGGGGUUUCCUCCCUUAGUGAGAGUAACUUUGGAGGUCAGUAUCCAGAUCCCGGCCCCAUUAGGAGCGACGCCCUGGAGCCUCUUCCCAGCCACCUGUGGUCGCCCCCGGAGGAGUACCUGCCCUCUCCCUACCUCCACAUCCACUACGGUGUACCAGAAAUUGACUCCAUGGACCCAGUCCGGCCUUUUCACUACCGCAGCCCUGCUUCACACCCACAUAGUCACCCUCAUCCUCACACUCAUGCUCACCCUGGCCUGGACAACCACUCUCACGGGCAGGCUCCUCACCACCAUGCUCCCACUCACGGCCCUCAUCACAUCCCUUACCGCAGGCCUCAGCCUCCAUCUGUACCCUCCAAGCCGUAUUUGAGAGAGGGUUGCAUUCCCGAGGAGGAGCUGACUCCUCAGCCCAUCCCGCUGCCUCGCAGGAUCUUCCACUCCCCACAUGGCCACAGAGAAGACCAGGGGAAACACCCCUGGGAGCAGUGCAUCAGCGAGGAGCAUGAGGAGACUCAGUGAUGUCGGAGGCUCCUUCUAAAUUUCAGUUAGAGCUACACCGUCUCCUUCCCUUCAUUUGCACUGAGUUAAGGGAGCAUGAGCAGAAAAAGUCUGAUGUGAAGCAGCUGGCGAUGUGUCUUAAAGUCAGUGCACAUGAAGGAAGGAAUGGAAGGAGCAAACCUCCAUGAAGCUGCAGUUUGAGGCACAACUGCCGUUACUCCCUCACGUGGCCUCUUAGGUACGAUCAAAAGGAAAAAGAAUAUCUGUUGAACAAUGAGACGGAUUCAUUUUGUUCAAAAACUGAUAUUGAUUGUACACAACUGUACAAUUCGUCUGUGAGCAUGUUUUUCCAUUUGAGAAUAAUACGACAAGAGUUUUGUGAAGCAUCACAAACAUGAUCCCAGGUGCAGUACUCAGAACUCCCUUAGUUUUACUCUUCAUGUCAUUUUCACAGCAAAAUAACUGUAAAAGGUUAUCUAUUGACAGUGAGGUGACUUCUUUGCUUUACACGCUACACAUAUAUGAGUAAUUAUUUUGAUAAAUUUGCUACAUUGUAGUGUUUUCAAAGGGUUAUGCCUAACAAGUUUUUCAGACACGCUGUUAAGUGCUCCUUAAUGGUGAAUCAUAUCACAGGGCGCACUGUAAAAUGUGUUGCUGCCGGGCUGGCGUACAUGGCAGGUCUCGAAACUUGCAGCUCUCCACGUGGACCGGCGUCUCAAAGGACACGAACAGUCACUGAAGAUUUACCAUCCAUACCGUCCGUAUGGAAACCUAGAUGAAUGUAUUCAGAUGAGAUCUACAUGUACUGCACAAGCUGCAAUCCCGGUUUCUGUUUAAGUGCUUUAAGUUCAGUCUCUGUUCAAAAAGCUAUUUCUUUGUCUCUUUAUGUGUGGCAAUGAUGUCAUGAGAGGAACGAGAACGUGUGGCAGACUGGGGAGGAACUGAGGACGUGACUGACAAAUCCCACACCUGUCAGCUUUCAUGUUCAUGGUGAAUGAAUAACAAGGACUCCGCUUCACACCUCGAGUCACUGCUGGACACUCAGAACCAACACCACUCCCUCAGCUUCUGUUUUCCUGCUCCGUCGGAUCAUGUCAAGCAGUUGUGGCUAAACCUGGACAGCUAGGCUGCGUCUGGCGGCUCCGUUGCAGAGCCCACACAGACGGCGUUGGAAUCGCCUACCUGCCUUAAGUGCACUCAAAAUGCAGUUUGACCUCUCACCCGGACCGUGUGAAGCUCAUUUCCUGGCAGCCAUUUCCACCCAACCCUCUAUACGAUCUCCGAACAGGGAAUAAGGACAUUUACCUAGCGAUGUUUUACUAUGGUUUCAUCCUGCUUUGGUUUCAGAUUGUUGAUUGUUUUGUAUCGCUAAUGUUUCUUAUUUUAUCUUAUCGUAUGCAGCUCUUUUCCGAUCACCUGUUGAAAACUGAUGAUGUGUUUCGUGAGAAAGCUGAAGGCUGGACCGACAGAGAGGUUUCCUUUUUUUCUUUCUUUGUGGAGCAGGAAAAACAGCGCUGUUUAUUGUCCUGUCGUUGGUUGGAAGGAUUUAGCUAAUAUUUUAAUAAUUAAUUGUUUCCCUGGCUGUUUUUUGCAGGUGGAUGCUUUGUGUUCCUGUACAUCAAGUUGUCAGCUGACUAGACAAGAUCUAUUUUUGUAUGUAAGAUCAUCAGUUGUGAAAGUGUAUUACCAGAAACAGACAAAAGGUAUGGCAUAGGUUGCUGUACUUUGUAUGGAGUUGAGGCGGCUAAAUACACACAAUUUGUGAGUAUCUUUUGAGAGCUUGAUGGCAUUUGAGGACGACUGGUGACCGAAGUGAUGCUCAAAAUAUGGAUACAGUAGAAUUUUUCAUUGUAAAUUCUGUUAUUGUACAUACAGCAGUAUUGUGAAAUAUUUUUGAGAAUUAUUGCAGAUGCCCUUAAAAGGUUUAUUGUUGUUUUGUGUAUAUACAUGUACUCCAGAGAUUAAUGUAAUAGAUAAAUAUCUAUAAUCGGUGUUUGGAAAAAGGACAAAUCCAUUAGACUGUGGCUGUCUCCACCAUUCUUCUCAUAUAAAUACUUUAUACACUUUUCAAUGUGCUUUCCUGUACAUAUGGUGUUAGCAUGAUAAAAAGUGUUUGGUUGUAAAAGUGGUUUUCCUACUCCCAUA